This is a messenger RNA of Dovyalis caffra, 1809 nucleotides long. The record is from the annotation of a GenBank genome assembly. Lineage: Eukaryota; Viridiplantae; Streptophyta; Magnoliopsida; Malpighiales; Salicaceae.
AUGUCAGUUUCACCUCGGCCGAAAAAAACUCUGCCGCCACCACCGCCGUCGGUGGGGGAGAGGACGGGGAUAGUGGACGAGAACGGUGCAAUGACGGAGGAUUUUGUAAUUGGGGAGUUUGAUCCGAGUGCAAUGGAUGAAUUAAGAAAUUUGACUGAUGGCAGAGAGGAGACAUCAAUAAAAGAAGAUAGUAAACUAACUAGAAUUAAGUAUAAUAGAUUUAGUGUGUGCGAGGAGAGUAAGAGAGACUAUAUACCAUGUUUGGAUAAUGUGGAGGAAAUUACGAGGUUGAAUUUGAGUGGAAGUUUUGAGAAAUAUGAGAGGCAUUGUCCUAAAGAUGGUAAGGGGUUGGAUUGCUUGGUGCCUAUGCCUAAAGGGUACCAGAGACCUAUACCUUGGCCUAGGAGUCGAGACGAGGUGUGGUUCAGUAAUGUGCCACAUACACGUCUGGUUGAAGAUAAAGGUGGCCAAAAUUGGAUAGCAAGAAAAAAUGAUAAGUUUGUUUUCCCUGGAGGUGGAACUCAAUUUAUUCAUGGGGCAGAUCAAUAUUUAAACCAGAUUUCAGAGAUGGUUCCUGAAAUUGCAUUUGGCCAGCAUUCCCACAUUGCAUUAGACAUUGGGUGUGGAGUGGCAAGUUUUGGUUCCUUUUUGUUACAGCGUAAUGUGACUACCUUGUCAAUAGCGCCAAAAGAUGUUCAUGAGAACCAGAUUCAAUUUGCACUGGAGCGUGGUGUUCCUGCAAUGGCAGCUGUUUUCGCGACACGACGUUUGCUGUACCCUAGCCAAGCUUUUGAUUUGAUACAUUGUUCAAGAUGUAGAAUUGAUUGGACUCGUGAAGAGGGAAUUUUACUUCUUGAAGUGAACAGAAUGCUAAGGGCAGGAAGCUACUUUGUGUGGGCAGCACAGCCUGUAUAUAAACAUGAAGAAAAUCUUCAAGAACAAUGGAAAGAAAUGCUGGACCUAACUAGAAGCAUUUGCUGGGAACUUGUAAAGAAGGAAGGAUAUAUUGCCAUAUGGAGGAAACCUGUAAACAACAGCUGCUAUCUUAAUCGUGACAGUGGGGCACAACCUCCUCUAUGUGAUUCCAAUGAUGAUCCAGACAGUGUUUGGUAUGUCAGUUUGAGUCCAUGCAUAACUCGAUUGCCUGAGAAUGGUUAUGGAGCUAAUGUUACUACAUGGCCUGUACGCCUUCAUUAUCCACCAGAUAGACUCCGGAGCAUAAGAAUGGAUGCCACCACUUCCAGAAAAGAACUCUUCAAGGCAGAGUCAAAAUAUUGGAAAGAGAUAGUAGAAAGUUAUGUUGGAGCUUUCCACUGGAAACAGAUGAAUUUUCGAAACGUGAUGGACAUGAGAGCGGGGUUUGGAGGGUACCUUCUUUUUGCUAUCUUGCAUGCUAUUGCGUUUGCAGCAGCAUUGCAUGAUCUGGAGGUUGAUUGCUGGGUUAUGAAUGUUGUUCCCGUUAGUGAGUUCAAUACUUUGCCUGUGAUUUAUGACCGAGGACUUAUUGGAGUAAUGCAUGACUGGUGUGAGCCAUUCGAUACUUACCCCAGAACUUAUGACCUAUUGCAUGCAGCAAGCCUGUUCUCAGCUGAGCAGAAAAGGCACAAAUGCAAUAUCUCGAGUAUCAUGCUUGAGAUGGAUCGAAUGCUAAGGCCUGGUGGAGCAGUUUAUAUACGUGACUCCAUAUCUGUUAUGGGCGAGCUUCAAGAGAUAGCAACUGCCGUGAGAUGGGUCUGUACACUUCGGGACACGGGUGAAGGUCCCCAUGCGAGCUGGAAAAUUUUGCUCUGCGAUAAAAGGAUGCCAUGA